GCCGAACUGUGGAGCUUGUUCGGACUCCGUGAGGAACUGUGGGGCUUUGUCUUGACAUAUUUUGGUCUCCCUGAAAGAACCAUUACAAAAUGGCUGGAUGAACCCAUCAACCCUGAAAAAUAAGCAGAAGUGCCAUCAAAAUCUGGACCCAAAAGUGCAUACAAAGGUUGAAACUGAUGUCAAGGAUUUCCUUAAGAACUGGUUGAGGGACCUGCCCCGUGUUGACUCAUACUACUGCAGAAGCACAGCUACCUACAAAGACAAGAAGUUCCUUUACCAAGGCACAACCAUCUCCCAACUACAUCGUGAAUAUGGACAAGCAGCUGCAACUGCUGGAGUGAGAGCUGUUGGAAUCCAAUAUUUCGCAGCUGUGUUUCAUGAGGAGAACUACUCUGUAGUUAUUCCAAGAAAAGAUCAGUGUGAUGUUUGUGUUUCAUUCAAACAUGGAAAUAUCAGUAAGGUUGCAUAUGACGCACAUGUCACCAAGAAGGAUGAAGCGAGGCAAGAGAAAUCUAGGGACAAGGAUUCUGCUGAUGAAGAGAAGUCCAUUUGGAUAAUGGACUUGCAAGCUGUGCUACUGUGUCCAAAAGCCCAAGCCAACAGCCUGUAUUACAAAACAAAACUGCAGGUCCACAACUUUACCCUUUUCAACUUGAGACCACAGGGAGGCUACUGCUAUGUUUGGGACGAAUCAGAAGGUGACCUCUGUAGCGAGGUAUUUGCACAUCUUCAGUAUCAUCAUUUUGAAGGUGUGAUCAAAGGCCAUCCAGACCUCAAGGAGAUCAUAGUGUGGAGCGACGGUUGCUGUUAUCAGAAUCGCAAUACAUGUGUAGCAAAUGCAUACUCUGAGCUUGCAAGGAAAUAUGGGGUGCUAAUAACCCAGAAAUACCUUCUUGCAGGUCAUACACAAAUGGAGUGUGACAGUAUGCAUAGUACUAUUGAACGAAAAAUAGUUGCAGAUAUCUACACCCCAAGAGACUAUGUCGUUAUACUCCAGACUGCAAGAAUCAGGCCAUCACCUUACUAUGUGAAAGUGCUCAAGCACGAUGAGUUCCUGAAGCUGAAUGGAUCUUACUUCUUCAGCAUCAGACCAGGCAAAAAAGUUGGAGACCUGACUGUGCAUGACUUGCAGGGUGUUCAGUUUAGCAGUGAAGGCAAGGUCAAUUUCAAGCUGUCCUUUUCAGAAGACUCUGUGUGGGAAGAACUGCCACAAAUGGGCCAAUGGCAUGGAUAAGUUUGUUUCCAUGUGCUCUGCCAAUCAAAGAGAGAACGUUCCAGGACCUCCAGUCAAUGAAACCCAUCAUGCCUGUCGAGUGUCAUCACUUCUUUGACAAUUUGCCACACUAAUAGGCAUCAGACAAGAACCCAGCAAAGAAGAGCUGGAAGGAGAAGUGGAAAAAAUGCACAUGCCUCCUCAGCAUUAUGUUAUGUUAGUUUGUGCUGUAAAAUUGUCUAGGUCACAAAGGCAUGUUCAAAAAUUUGCCUAAGUCAUUUAAUUCUGUCAUGUUCCAUGUUUGACUCACCUUGCUGUU
Molecule: messenger RNA, 1532 nt
Organism: Poecilia reticulata (guppy)
Lineage: Eukaryota; Metazoa; Chordata; Actinopteri; Cyprinodontiformes; Poeciliidae
Source: RefSeq, a predicted model, not a curated record